AUCAUCAAAUGUCGAAUUGUUAAACCCAUUAAAAAUGACCCAGUCGGGAUUUUAGCGUUUUCUUUCUUAAAUGAAGACGGAAAACAAACAAAGUUGUAAAAAUUGCUCCUUACAUCCCCAGUCCAUCAGCGCCGCUUCCAGCUGCCCCUGUGGGCUGCGCAACGCUGUGCGCGUCCUUUAGUUUCCAAAACGGCGGCGUGUUGUUGCAUUGACGUCAAAAAAAGAGCGGGCUGGAUGUAUAAAACCCUGCGGACCUCUGGAGGCUCCACUCACAGGACUUUCCAGAAUCGGACCAGACAUCUCUGAAAAGUUCAGCCGCAUCAACUGAAGAACAUCAAUUCCAGGACUGUUUUCUAAAGUCCUUCCCGGUGAUUUCCCUCCGCUGCAGGACAUGAAGCCCGUCCCACUCCUGCUGCUCCUCUCCUCGGCCCUCCUCUCGUCACACCUCCGCCCCGCCGCCGGCAGACCGCGCUCUCUCCCCGGCUGGCUGGAUGGCAGCAGCCGCGUCCAGACGCAGCAAAUGGAGGACGUUCUCCUCAGAGCGGCCACGGACAGCGCCGCCGCGGAUCAGGUGGGCGACAACCUGCUGAGGCUCCUCCAGCGGAGAGACCCGGACCUCCUCCACCUGCUGCCCACCGAGGUUGACGGCGAGGAGGGCGAGGCGCUGAGGACCGCGGCGCAGCUGCUGAAGCGCAGCGAAGAGCCGCCGCUCUCCAUCGACCUGACCUUCCACCUGCUGAGGAAUAUGAUCCAGAUGGCCAAGAUGGAGAGCCAGCGGGAGCAGGCUCAGCUCAACCGCAAGGUGCUCGACGAGGUGGGGAAGUGAAGCCUUCAGAGAACGCCUCUUUCCAGUAUCCAAGACCUCUGAGAUUAGUUCAACCCGUGCGCCUGCCUUCCCACUGACAACAUUUUACGCACACAUGGUGCCAUUUUACGCAUCGCGUCAAUAACAUGUAUUUUUGUUUUAUUCAACAACAACAACAAAAAAAAUAUUGAUGGAAGAUGUGGAAAAUGACUUCUCAGAUCCCCUCAUUUCCACCCCUCGCCCUUUCGGUCACCCAAUCCCCUAAAGUGGACUGUAGUGGAUCUGCUUAAAGUGGAAACCAUCCGGCGUCAUUGUGUGCUAUUUGGAAAUCAGUUGUUUUUUUUCCUCCACGCUGAAAACAGUGGAGUGUUGAACAAGUUUGUGAAUGGCACCAAAAAUAGUUCUCAAGCAAAUCCCAACACAGAACCAAUUUUCUUCUCAGCAGGCUGAAUUUCCAAACAUGACUUUGAAAAAAAUCUGAUUUGCAGAAUCGUUUUGCAGCAAUUUACCUAUUGAGGUUGUUGAGACAAACCUACCAAACUUACAAAACUUUCUUUUAAACAUAACAUGUUAACCGGUCUAAAAGAGUACUUUGUCUAAUGAUUUCAGACAAGAUACCCUUUCAGUUCAUUGAAUCUCUGACAAGCUGUAGAAUUGGGGAAUAGCUUUUCUCCAGAAUAAAGAAAGGGUUCUGUGUUUGCAGCUGUUUGAGCAAAUAUGGAAAAAACUCUGCUUUGUCUUUAGUUGUGUGCCGAAUGAUACAACACUCCUUCAGAUCAAGACUAGUUUCCUGAUCCUUUUUACGCUCAUGUCUGUAAGUUUAAGUUUUUAUGUGAGUAGGUGCACACUCACCUGUACGUUAUAAACUGUAGCACGUAAACUGGAAAAAAGAACAAAAAAAAACAAAGCUUUGUUUCAUUGAUGUCUGUCACAUUUCUCUUUGUUUUAGCAACACAAUUUUAAAAAGCUUUUUGCCAUUUAUAUUUUGUAAUAAAAAAGAUUACGGUAAACAUUGUGGCUUUUGACUUUUCUAAUGCUGAUUAUUACUCAUUUAUUUUAUUUAGAUUUAUUUUGUUAUUGUGUUGGGAUGUUUCAAGCCUGGGUCGUGAUUUUGGUAAAAACUAUUUCAGAUAACCUCCAUCGACAAGAAAUAAAUGUUUCAUUAGGUCAGAAAUGACUCCUUAAAACUGUAACAAUCAGUUUCUGGGCAGAUUAAAUCA
Molecule: messenger RNA, 2025 nt
Organism: Fundulus heteroclitus (mummichog)
Lineage: Eukaryota; Metazoa; Chordata; Actinopteri; Cyprinodontiformes; Fundulidae
Gene: ucn1
Product: urotensin 1
Exons: 2
Coding region: 392-826 (144 amino acids)
Cellular component (GO): extracellular region
Molecular function (GO): hormone activity
Source: RefSeq, a predicted model, not a curated record